AUGGCGAAUACGGACUUUACUUUGACAAUCUCCUGUCCCGAUCGUCCUGGAAUUGUACAUGCCGUUACUGGAUGGGUUUCGGAGCGCAACCUCAACAUUGUGGACUCGCAGCAAUAUGGUGAUCCAACCUCGAACCGCUUUUUCAUGCGAGUGCAUUUUGCUCAUGUCGAAUCCGUCUCACAAGAUCUCUCGGGUCUAGUUGAGUCGUUUGGUGAAAUCGCAAAGCCAAUGUCUAUGGAUUUCGAGCUUACUUCGAAUUCCCACAAGCCGCGGGUCCUCAUUAUGGUUUCCAAAAUUGGACACUGUCUCAAUGACUUGCUUUUCCGUCAUUCUACCAACCAAUUACGGAUCGAGAUUCCCUUGAUUGUCUCCAAUCACCCUGAUUUUCAGAGUUUGGCAGACACGUACAAAAUUCCUUUUCUCCACUUGCCAGUCACUGCGGCCACCAAAGCCGAUCAGGAGGCUAAGAUUUUAGAACUUGUCAAGGAGUAUAAGAUUGAGCUGAUUGUUCUUGCCCGUUAUAUGCAGGUACUGUCACCAGUGCUCUGCACGGCCAUGUCUGGGAAGAUCAUCAACAUCCACCACAGCUUCUUGCCCUCAUUCAAGGGUGCCAAACCCUACCAUCAGGCAUAUGACCGUGGCGUUAAGAUUAUUGGAGCCACCGCACAUUUUGUCACUAGCGACCUGGACGAGGGCCCAAUCAUUGAGCAGAACGUCGUUCGCGUUGGCCACUCUCUGAGCCCGAAGGAGUUGACGAUCGAGGGAAGCAAUGUCGAGAGCAACGUGCUCGCGACGGCUGUGAAGUGGGCAACCGAGAGGAGGAUUUUACUGAACGGCGCAAAGACUGUCGUUUUCAACUAG
Glarea lozoyensis ATCC 20868 is the source of this 861-nucleotide messenger RNA. Its product is annotated as Formyltransferase. Gene Ontology annotation, biological process: 'de novo' IMP biosynthetic process. The transcript has a single exon. The record is from RefSeq and is a predicted model, not a curated record. Gene Ontology annotation, molecular function: formyltetrahydrofolate deformylase activity. Lineage: Eukaryota; Fungi; Ascomycota; Leotiomycetes; Helotiales; Helotiaceae. Bases 1 to 861 code for a protein of 286 amino acids.